AUGAUUACCCCGCGCAAGGUUCUGCUUGCCCUCAUAUCCGUGGUCACCUUUAUCGUCCUCCUCCGCUCGUUCCGAACCCCCGAAGUCCCAGGCGCGCCCGGGUAUAGGCCCGUGAAAAAAAUAUCCGAAGAAGAGGCGGACACUUUAGCGAAAUCCCAGCGGAAAACACCGCCCCAGGGACGAGCCCAACUACCCCUCGGCGCAUCGCCGACUGCACCGCUUCGCGAGCGUCUCCGCUAUCAGUUCCCGUAUGAGCUGGAGGAAGGGUUCCCCGCAUAUAUCUGGCAGACAUGGAAGUAUACUCCAUCAUCAAUGUGGUUCGACGAAGACCUCCGGGGCCCGGAAGCUAGUUGGUCGGAGAUGCACCCUGGGUUCACGCACGAAGUGGUUCCCGAUAACACCCAAGCCCACUUGAUCAAGUAUCUGUAUGGGUCAGUCCCGGAGGUAUUUGAAGCAUAUAACUCUCUACCCCUGGGAGUCAUGAAGGCGGAUUUCUUCCGGUACUUGGUGCUGCUGGCUCGUGGCGGGGUGUACAGUGACAUUGAUACAACGGCACUUAAGCCCGCGCACACGUGGCUGCCGGAGGAAUUGGACCGGUCAACAAUUGGAUUCAUCAUUGGCAUCGAGGCUGAUCCUGACCGCCCAGACUGGCAUGAGUGGUACACGCGUCGCCUGCAGUUCUGUCAGUGGACCAUUGUCUCGAAACCGGGGCACCCAAUUCUCCGCGACAUGGUGGCUUAUGUCACAGAACAAGCAUUACGCAUGAAACAAGCCGGUAUUCUCAGAGUUGGGAAGAUGGACAGAACCAUCAUGGAAUUCACUGGUCCUGGAGCCUGGACAGAUGCUGUGUUCCGCUACUUUAACAACCCGACCUAUUUCAAUAUUCAGCCCGGUGAUAAGAACAUCACAUAUGAGGACUUCAGCCAUCAGACCACACAUCGGAAGGUUGGUGAUGUAGUGGUUUUACCGAUUACCAGUUUCAGCCCUGGUGUGGGUCAGAUGGGUGCCGGGGAUACAGAGGAUCCCAUGGCUUUUGUGAAACACAGCUUUGGUGGAACGUGGAAAACAGACCCAACGCUAUGA
Penicillium olsonii is the source of this 1083-nucleotide messenger RNA. The record is from the annotation of a GenBank genome assembly. NCBI's taxonomy places the organism in Eukaryota, Fungi, Ascomycota, Eurotiomycetes, Eurotiales, Aspergillaceae.